Messenger RNA from Punctularia strigosozonata HHB-11173 SS5, 1389 nucleotides. Its product is annotated as Snf7-domain-containing protein. Gene Ontology annotation, biological process: late endosome to vacuole transport via multivesicular body sorting pathway; vesicle budding from membrane. The record is from RefSeq and is a predicted model, not a curated record. Bases 1 to 1389 code for a protein of 462 amino acids. The transcript is spliced from 5 exons. Lineage: Eukaryota; Fungi; Basidiomycota; Agaricomycetes; Corticiales; Punctulariaceae. Gene Ontology annotation, cellular component: ESCRT III complex; multivesicular body.
AUGUCGAAAGCACCCUUCAACCCCACCACUAAGACACUCUCUGCGUUCUCAUCAUAUUCCGGCAUAUCUACUUCGCGUCUACAAGCGCUCUACUCCGACUUCUCUCGGCAAAAGCACUCAAAUCCCCAGUCCUAUCAGGCCAACAUUCGAUGGUGGCAGCAAACCUUUGAGGAGGCUGUAAAGAAGGGUCUGCUAGCGAGUGAAAAUGGGAGGUCACGACUGGUUCUACACGCCGAACCCACUAUGGCCGAGGUCUUUCGCUACGAAGGUGCUGGCAAACCGCUCAGCCUCGGUACCGUUACGGCCGAGCUCUCUACUGCGCCUUCGUCUACGUCACCUCCUCCAUUGAUUCCCCUCCAGGCUUUCCUGACCGCACCGACCUCCAUCUAUACCCCGACCUCUCUGGCUUGGAGAGUGGCCUCAAAUGUUGUUGGAAAGCCGGUGUGGUGGGCCUUGAAGCAAACAGGCUUGGUUCCGGAUGAUGUACAGCCGGAGCGCGAACGAUGGAGAACUGCGAAGGGCGACUAUGUCGUCCUCGCAUUGCUCGAAGACGCCGCCGAGAAGAUACUGGAAAUGCAAGAACGGAGCUAUGGGACGCCCAAGGAUUUGAUAUUCAGCCUUGAAUCGUUCAAGACCGAAUUCGGGAGUGUCGUUGAAGGAGGGCUGUCUGACAGCGACGUGAAAGUCGUGCUCAAGUAUUUAGCGAGGGACAAAGGGGCCGUGAAAGUUGAGCGAGAGCUCGUCAAGUUCAUACCCACAGGAUUAAGCGGUGCCGAAGCGAGCAUCACCCCUGUCGACCACGGCUUACUAGAAUUGAAGACCGCGGUCGCUAACCUCGAACGCCAAGUCGAGAGCAUUCAGUAUCAGAUGGACGAUCGGACAGCGAAAACGACGGCUGCACUGCGGGCUCAACGGAAGCCCAUGGCGCUAACCCAUCUCCGCGCAAAGAAGCAGCUGGAAGACCUGCUUUCCAAGCGUCUUUUGUCUCUUGAAAAGCUUCACUCCACUCUCUUGGACGUCGAGCGAGCCGUUGGCGAUGUUGAGAUCAUGCAAACCUACGAACUUUCUACGGCUACCCUGCGCAGCGUUUUGGCGCAUCCCUCUUUACAGAGAGACCACAUCGACGACACGAUGGAUGCCCUUGCGAGCGCCACGGCAGACGCCAAGGAGGUUGAUGACGCUAUUACGGAUGGCGUCGAGAUUGCCGCGCCGACCGGCGUCGAUGACAGCGAUCUGGAAGCAGAACUGCAGGCGCUGAUCAGAGAACAACAACAGGAUAAAGCCCGCGAUAAGCCAACUCCUGCGUUGCCUGACGUGCCAGCACACGUACCUGCCCUUCAUGAUGCUUCCCCUGGCAUAGCGACACCGGAGCAAGUGCAGGCUCAGUGA